Molecule: messenger RNA, 3782 nt
Organism: Drosophila ananassae
Lineage: Eukaryota; Metazoa; Arthropoda; Insecta; Diptera; Drosophilidae
Exons: 2
Coding region: 222-3503 (1093 amino acids)
Source: RefSeq, a predicted model, not a curated record
AUCAUAGGUAGUUCAAAAAAUCUAAAAGAAAGUACAGUUUCAAGUAUAGAUAAAAAAUAGGCAGAAGAAAGGUAAAACUAGACAUAUUUAUGACUAUUUGCAGUUGCCGUUGAAACAGGUAGAAAUAUGUGAACCCUACAAAAGGACCCUCAGUCCGUUGCCAGAAGUGAAAGUGGUUGCACACAAUUAAACAAUCCUUGUAAUCCUGAAUGUGAUAAAAAAUGUCUCCAAAAAUUAUUUGUGAUUUGUGCUUAAACGAAUUUACUGUCCUCAAAUUUACAAAGCAUUAUGGAAAUUGUAAAAUGCUUGAAAAUGCUUCUGAAAUAAUGAGGCUAGCUAGUAAACCUUUUAAAAAAAGGCCACUGCAAUCGCAAAACCAACAAAAUUUGAAUAUUGUUCCCGAAUUAAAAAAGAGUCGUUUUCUAACAACGGAUAAUAAUUCAACCAUACUUUGCUCCGUUUGUAAGGAAACCUAUAAUCCAGCUUUAAAAAUGCGACACUUGAUGAGUAAGAAUCAUAAGAGCGCUGCUAUAAAAGGUCUACCAGAAAAUAAUAUUCAGUCCGAAUUUCCAAUAAUGGUUUUUUCUGUGGAACCAAAAAUAAAUGAAUGUGACCUACAGAAAGUUUAUCUCAACUGCAAAGAAGAAAUUCUUAAAGUCUUUUUAUAUGGGCUUGGCGAAUACAGAACUUUAAAAUUUAGUUUGAAGAUGUAUGGAUCAUAUCACAGACCAACUGAAGUACACACAAAACUGGAAACAAAGAAUUUCGAAACACCUUACAUGGCUAUUUAUGAACUCGAAUCUUUGGAAGAAAUUUUGAAUGAUGCGAUUGAAUAUUUAAAUAAUUUAAGUCGUUUCUUUCUUGACGAAAUUUCGGGUUGGUCAAUUAAAUAUUUUGAAAAGUUUGAAAUCACAUUAAUUAAAUUAGAACAUUUGCCAGCAGGGAGUUACGUUCCGACCCCUGAGAACAUUAGUAAAAGAACUGCAUUGGUACAUGUACAAAAUAAGGACAACUUUUGUUUCAAAUGGAGCAUUUUAGCGGCUAUCUCUUUAAAAAAUGGAAGAAACUUAAAUCAAAGUACAUUGGAAAACCCGUUACAUUACUUAGAUGUGGAUAUAUCAAAGGAUUUAAUUAUAUAUAAAGGAACUACAGUCGAUUUUUCUGGAAUAGAAUUUCCUAUAACCAGGAAUGGAAUCAAGCAAUUCGAACUCAAUAAUCGGGAUUUUAGUAUUAAUGUUUUUGAACUGGACGAUAAUGAAAAGAAUGUGGUUGGACCAACCAUCAGAACCGAUGAAAUCAAACCGAAUCACAUAAACUUACUGGCAUUGUACAAUGAAAAGAGCCAAAAUACUCAUUAUACUUAUAUUAAAAGCAUUAAAGAAUUAUUGUAUUUGCAAUAUAACAAAUACAACCCCAGGGGUCAUUUUUGCCUAAAUUGUUUGGAGUUCUAUUCAAAUAAACAUUGCCAUAAAAUCUGUGAAAAAAUCGAGUCUACCUAUCCAAAACCAAAUACUAAUGUUUCUUUCGAGACACCUUUCAAAAAACUUGCAUCGCCAGUGGUAAUUUAUGCGAACAUAGAUAUUUUAACGCACAAUUCUAAAGAGCCCGAAUCAUGGGCAGCAUCCUUUUAUGUUGUUUAUUCACAUAAUCCUUCUAAAAACAAGCUUUGGACAUUCCGUGGUUCAGAUGCCAUAUCACAAUUCCUCAAAGCCCUCGGAAAACUAGCAUAUUCUCUUUAUGAAGAGUAUUGGAUGAAAACCGGAAAAUAUAUUGAUAUUGAACGUGCGAUUAUCCCAGUUGUUUUCAAAGAGUUGUCUAAGAAUAUUAUAUUAUUACUAAAUAAUGCAUUACCGGACCGUAGGGAUAAUAUAAAACCAAUACCAUGCUAUAAGGGUUCCUAUUCAGUGUUAGAGAGUUUUCGAAUAUAUAAAGCAAAAAUUUUUUAUUAUGUUCAUUUUAUAGACGCCGGCCACUUUUUAGAAUUUGAUUUUGAUAAAGUUGCAAGUGUCAUGGGCAUGAACGAUUUCAAAAAUCUUUAUAACCACUUUCCCGUAGGAGGCCAGUGGGAGCAUAUAGAUAAAAAAAUAAUAUUUCCUAAAACAUAUAUGAGCAGCUUUUCGAAAUCGUUCGAUUUUGAGUUGCCUCCAUUAGUUACUUUUUUGGAGGAAGGUUACAGUAUCCAAAACUAUAGAUUUGCGCAACAAGUGUGGGCGAAUUUUGGUUGCACACAGAUUCAGUGCUAUAUAGAUUUGUAUUUAAAACAAGAUGUUCUUAUUUUGGCUGACGUUUUUGAAUACUUUAGAUUUUUGUGCCAAAAAAACUAUGACGUAGACCCCACUAACUGUACUACCAAGGCGGAAUUAUCCUGGGAUGCUAUGUUAAAAGUCACAGAAGUAAACUUAGACCUCAUUAGUGACCCUAAUAUGUAUGAUUUUUUAAAAAGAGGAACACGUGGGCCGUUAAUUCACAGUUCACCGGGAAUUGUGAGUGCCAAUAAUAAAUAUAUGCGCAAUUUUUCUCGAAGAUUGCCUUCAAAAUAUUUAGCUUGCAUUGAGGCUAAAAAUUUAACUGACUGGGCGAUGAGUCAGCCACUACCUCUUUCCAAUUUUCGAUUUUUAAAUAAAGACGAGAUUGAAAAGAUUGAUUUUCAAAAUGUCCCACAUGAUGGAAGUAUAGGUUAUAUGCUUGAAGUUGAUCUUAAAUAUCCCGCUGCCCUUUAUAAUAGUCACAGAUCACUGCCGUUUUGUCCUGAAGGACGGGAAGAGCACUUAGGGCCUACUGCUAGUUUAACUGAUAAAAAAAACUAUGUCAUUCAUCUAAAAAAUCUGCAACUAUGCGUACAACAUGGGCUAGUCAUUGAGAAAAUACAUCAAGUUCUUUCUUUUCAGCAGGAGUGCUGGCUAAAACCAUUUGUUGAUUAUAAUGCCUAUCUCAGCAAAGAAUCCAAAAACGAGUUCGAGAAACAGUUUUUUAAUUCGAUGAAUUUAAACAUUGAUAAGUGUAUGCAACCUAAGAAAAUGUUUCAUGUGAUCAUAUCAGAACGUUACCAAUCAAAACAUAACUCUCCUGGAUUCAGGCAACUAAUAGCAAGACACAAUUUUCACAAAGUAGAAAUAUUUGGCAAAAGCUUGGCAGCAAUCGAAUCGAAAAAACAAACUAUAAACUAUGAUAAACCGAUAUAUAUAGGAUCUGUCGUUUUGGAGUUAUCAAAAUGGUUCAUGUAUGAUCAAUAUUAUAAUUCAAUCUUACCGCAGUGCCCCUCUGUAAGAUUACUUUAUAUAGACUCUGACUUAGUUUUUCUAUACUUGAAAGAAGACUUUUAUGAACUAAUAAGGAAAAACCCUUAUCUUUUUGAUACUUCUAAUUACAGAAAAAAUAAUAAAUUUAAGAUAUUAAAGUCCAACAAUGAAAUUGGUUUAAUAAGAGAUAAAAAAGGUGGCCGGAUAAUGCAAUCAUUUCAGACUGAAAGCGCCAGAUCCUAUUCUGUAGCGUUUGAGUUUUAAUAAUAUAUUAUACAUACUUUUUUAUAAACAAUGUUAAUAAUAAAGAAUGUUAGCUAUAAGAAAAUUAAUGUUGUCUUCCACAGUUUCUUCCGUAUCUAUAUGAUUAAGGAUCUUUAAGAAUUAUGUAAAUUACUUCCAAUAAAAGAAACAUUAUACUUUAUUUUUAUAGUUGCUCUUUAUUUAUUCCCAAGCUUUCCACGUGUGUAUAGUUUUUAUUACAAAAAUGCGUAUAAAUAUUUAUUUUCUGUUCUGGUUAUACAAUGUGUAUAGGUGUGCAUA